GAAGGGGCGGGGCCUGCCGAGCCCGGGGGCCGGGAGCGGCGCGGGCGGGGGUGCCGCUGUGCCGCUGUCCCGGCGCUCUGCACGGCCCCGCUGACCCGCCCGGCCCCGGUCCCUCAUGCCGCCGACCGUGGCCGUCGUGGGGGGCGGCAUCAGCGGCCUGGCCGCCUGCUACCACCUGGCCCGCGGCCCCCGCCCGCCCAAGGUGCUGCUGCUGGAGGCCAGCGCCCGCCUGGGGGGGUGGCUGCAGAGCACCCGCACCGCCGACGGGGCCGUGUUCGAGCACGGGCCCAGGGGCAUCCGCCCCGGCGGGGUGGUGGGCACCGACACCCUGCACAUGGUCUCCGAGCUCGGCCUGGAGGGUGACGUCCUGCCCGUCCCCGGGGACCACCCGGCCUCCAGGAACCGCUUCCUCUAUGUCGGCGGGGCCCUGCACAAGCUGCCCUCGGGCCUGGGGGCCCUGCUGCGGCCAGUGCCCCCCUUCUCGCGGGCACUGCUCUGGAGCGGGGUGCGGGACUUGCUGGCGCCAGCCGGGACAGAGCCCGACGAGAGUGUGCACGCCUUUGUUCAUCGCCGCUUCGGCCGGGAGGUGGCCGACAUUGCCGUGGACAGCCUGUGCCGGGGGGUGUUCGCCGGGGACUGCCGGGCACUGAGUGUCCGCUCCUGCUUCCCUGCGCUCUUCGAGGCCGAGCGGCGCCGACGAUCCGUCCUGCUGGGGCUGGCGCUGGGCUCCGGGAAGGAGCGUGGAGCUGAGUCGGCGCUGAGCCAGCGAGCGCGGGCAGAACGCUGGAGCCAGUGGUCGCUGCGGGGCGGCAUGGAGAGCCUGGCUGAGGCGCUGGCGGCCUUCCUGCGCCUGCAUGGCGUCGAGCUGCGCUGCCACGCACCCCUGCGCCGCCUGCACCGUCACCCUGAUGGCCGAUGGCAGCUCACCCUGGCAGACGGCACCGUGAUGGCUGACCACCUGGUCAGUGCCCUCCCAGCCGCAGCCCUGGCUGAGGUGCUGCCGGCUGAGGCGGAGCCGCUGGCACAGGAGCUGCGGCGCAUCCCUGCCGUGUCUGUGGCUGUGGUGAACCUGCAGUACGAGGGCGUCACAUUACCCGUCACGGGCUUUGGGCACUUGGUGCCCUCCUCUGAGGAUGCGUCCCUCCUGGGCAUCGUCUACGACUCGGUGGCCUUCCCCCAGCACGACGGCACGGGGGCCGCCUCAGUGCGGCUGACGGUGAUGCUGGGAGGCGCCUGGUUCGGGCAGAGCUUCGGGGACCCGGCAGCAGCAUCACCAUCGCUGCUGCUACAGCGGGCGCAGGCGGCCGUGCGGGAGCAGCUGGGCCUGGAGCCAGCCCCAACGCGCUCCAUCGUCAGGGUGCACCAGGCCUGCAUCCCCCAGUACACGUUGGGCCACUGGCAGCGCACAGAGCGCAUCGGCCGCUUCCUGGCAGAGCAGCAGCUGCCCCUCAGCCUCAUCGGGGCCUCCUACGCCGGCGUCUCCGUCAAUGACUGCAUUGCUAGCGCCAAAGCGGCCGUUGGGCGGCUGGUGGGGCAGCCGCGCUGAGCCCCGGUGUCUCCGUGUCCCUUCCCGGCACCAGGCAGCCCCGCGGCAGUAGGACAAAAUUUUUUUUUUAUUGAAAAACCCUUAUAAAGGUCCAGGGAGCAGCUCAUAAAUAGAAUAAAUAACCGUGCGCCAGCA
Molecule: messenger RNA, 1681 nt
Organism: Grus americana (Whooping crane)
Lineage: Eukaryota; Metazoa; Chordata; Aves; Gruiformes; Gruidae
Gene: PPOX
Product: protoporphyrinogen oxidase
Exons: 12
Coding region: 116-1546 (476 amino acids)
Biological process (GO): heme biosynthetic process
Cellular component (GO): mitochondrial inner membrane
Molecular function (GO): protoporphyrinogen oxidase activity, oxygen as acceptor
Source: RefSeq, a predicted model, not a curated record